AUGCCGAAAGGCUGUGAGGCAAGAAAUGGAAAGGCGAGGCACAGGUAUGAUAGUGAACAUGACCAGCAGGAACGUGAGGUGCACGAGAGGUGGGAGGGCAGUGUGCCAGCCACGCCUACAAGACAUAGCAGAAAGACUGAUAUCGACGCCGAAGCAGACAGCGUCCUUGGGGACAGCAGAAUGUCCCACCGUAACGCCGGGAUGGGGCUGCGUUGCGGAAGCCAAUAUACAAGUGGUAACCCACUCAUCAUCUGCAGCAUCCGUUCGUGCUGGAAGAUUGAACAGGAGAAGAAUACCCGUUCCAGUCUGAGCGCCGGGCCUGCCAUUAGCCGUCGAUGUGAAGGCAACCAGGCCUUGCAGGAGUUCCUCGCGUCCCGCAACCCGCGCCAGCAGCACUCGGCGACCUUAGAGUCCUACCUGAUCAAGCCCAUUCAGCGGAUUCUCAAGUACCCGUUGCUCCUGCAGCAGCUGAAAGCCCUCACCACCCCCGGCUCGGACGAACACAGACACCUCGUGGAGGCUCUGAAAGUUAUGGAGAAGGUAGCCGAGCACAUCAACGAGAUGCAACGGAUCCAUGAGGAAUAUGGUGCAAUAUUUGAUCACUUGUUCCGUCAGCACCAAAAGUCUUGCAAACAACCCAUCGACCUCUCUCCUGGGGAUCUGCUGUACUAUGGAGGAGUGGAGUGGCUCAACAUUUCUGACUUCCUUGGCAAAAUAAAGAAGGGGCUGGAACUCCAUGCCAUGUGCUUUGUCUUUAAAACGGCUGUAGUCUUCUUGUGCAAAGAAAGACUAAGACAAAAGAAAAAGUUGAUGGGAGUCCCAGGCAAAAAUAGUUCUUCAGAAGUAGAAAUAAUAAGGUAUCAGGUGUUGAUCCCAGUGACGGAGGUUCAAGUCCGUGCCUCCUCCAUGAAGGACAUGGACUCUCACUUCCUUUGGGAGCUUAUUCAUCUCAAGAGCCAGCUCCAGAGGCGGUCCGAGAAGGUUUACCACUUGUCAAAUAGCACAUCAGAAUUCCGCAACGCUUUCUUGAAAACUAUUCGACAGAUCAUCAGAGAGUCAGUUCGCAACAUGAACAUCCCAGCAAACAAGCCAUCUUCAUCUUCAUCCAAUAUAUCUAAUAAGGGAAACACUAACACCCUGCAACCAUCUCGCUCUGUGCCAAAGAAAAAAGCACCCACAGUUCAGUCAGCCACCCUGCAACGGCACUCAGCAGGUAACAUAGACUAUGACAACUUGGAGAGCUACGAUAAUGUGCCUGAGACGCAGAUUGGGCAUGACCAGUCCAACUUCCAAACACGUAGCAAGACCGUGUCGGACGGCAUGGACGAACUCAGUGACUCCACCACCAAGAGCGACGGCGGCAAGGACGAAGUGGGAACGCGAUCGGAGGGCGAGGAGGAGGUCAUAGAGAAGAAAAAGGCGACCCUAGGCCGGACCCCCAACCACCUCUCGCUGUCCACCACCUCGACGCUCUCAACGGGCUCCACUGGCUCCAUGGCCAAGCUUAUCCAGGCCAGCAACCAGCCAUCCCAGUACCAACCGGCCAAGAGUGUUGGUUCCCCAGUGUGGAAGCCCCGUGAUGCCUUUGCCCCAGGUGCAGGCAGCACCUUUGGUGCAGGUGCCGGAGGUGCUGGUCAGCGAGGAGAGUCACUAACACUGCCUCGUGCAGGAAAGCCCAGUGGCCGAGAGGAUCACUUCCUGGUCUACGAGGAGUAUGGUGGCAACAUCUACAUGAGUAGCAAAAAAGACACAGGUUCUACCAAGACUCUUCAUUACUGAGGCACUGCUGUUCCCCAUGAUCAGCAGGCUUCACCACUAACAGCUGCCUCUCCUCUCCUGACUCCGUAACAGCUACCUACUAACAGCGUGCCGCUCGCAAGUCAGCUUAGAACCCUCCCUUCAAACUAAUAACAUCCUGCUGCUCACACGCCGUGAAGUCCUCCUUGCACACUUCUUAUCCUUUAGCAUGUCACUGAUAACAUUUAAUUUUUCUUUGAAUUCCAUAACCUUCAGUGAUAGGAUUUAGGAACAGCUUCAUGUAGCCAAAACAUUUAGGAUCACUUUAGCUUGAUCCUGAUGCCCAUCAUUUGUUGGUGAUCUUUGCUGAUCACAACUGAAACGCUUCCAUUGCGGCGAUGUUCACGGGAGUUCCUCGUGUGGCCACAACCAAAUAGCUUCUUUACUAUUAGUUUCAGAUGAAAAAAGUGUACAAUAAAGUUUGAGAUUGUUUAAGCAUUUUAUAUGCUGUAAGAUGUGAAUCUCAAAUGGUGAAUAGUAUUAUCAUUAUACAAAGAAUAUAAACAUUCAAGUGGUGCUCCUGCAUUUAGAGCUCGAGUGAGAGAAGGUUGUUCUGAUAAAUGCAGCAGUGACAGCUUUAGCUAUUUCAUUGUGUUGUGACUAAGUUGUUAAGGUCCCAGACUUAUUUGUCCUACGCUUUGGAAGGCUUAGCUCCUGUCAUUUGUUCAUCAUAGGAACUCGAAUCAUUUAACUUCUUAGAGAGAACACAAGAGUUGACUACUUGAACACUGCUCCUGCUUGAGUACAGAACUCUUAACUUUUAGGUACAAGACUUGGGAUAAAUACCGAAUGAUAUUUUCUGCGGGUAUGAAAAAGUCUCAUUGUUGCUAUAUUGGAGUUGUUGCUUGUACAUAUUUAUGUGUAAGGCAAUCAAUACUUGUGGAGUUUUGCUGUAUGUUUAGGAAAUGAAUUUAUAGUAUAUGAUGACUUUUGAUUUAUUAGAAUGAAAGGAAGUCACAAGUGAAGAAUGCUUAGUAUGACAACCUGGCAGCAAGUUUGAUAAGCAGUUAUAAUGUUUUUAUACUGAAAAAUAUACUAAAGACAUGACCAUCUUCCAUCUACUAUUACUGUUGUUGCUGAAAAGUGGGAAGAGAACAGUAUUUUAUGUUUUUGUCAUGUGAUAAGAGAUGUUAUUGAUUAUCCUUUUAUUGGUAAUAGUCAGCUCUCAUUAUUUGGAGUUCAUAUUCUCAUAACAGAAAAAAAUUAAACAGACCUGUUACAGUUGAAAGUUGGCAAAUUGAAAUGCACCCUACCUUUUGUAGAGCCCAAGGUGGUUGAUGAUUGUCCAAGGAAAAUGUAAACCACUUCAAAAAAAAAAAAAGAAAAAAAGGAAAAAAAAAAUGAAAGAAAAAAAAAAUUGAAUGUUGGACUCCAUACCAA
Molecule: messenger RNA, 3177 nt
Organism: Penaeus indicus
Lineage: Eukaryota; Metazoa; Arthropoda; Malacostraca; Decapoda; Penaeidae
Product: protein still life, isoforms C/SIF type 2-like
Exons: 11
Coding region: 1-1779 (592 amino acids)
Biological process (GO): positive regulation of axonogenesis; activation of GTPase activity; small GTPase-mediated signal transduction
Cellular component (GO): membrane; synapse
Molecular function (GO): guanyl-nucleotide exchange factor activity
Source: RefSeq, a predicted model, not a curated record